AUGUCGUCAGCCAGUCGAGAGCCCAAGCCGCGGCGUCCGUCUGAAGACCGGAGGGAGCCGAAGGAGCCCAAGGAGUCUCGAGAGCCGCGACCACCGAAGGAGAAGCGCGAGUCCAGCCGCACUGGCGACGGCCGUGGUGAGCGGGACCGUGACCGAGAGAGAGACCGCGACAGAGAUCGCGAGCGGCGGCAUCGCGGCGAGGCAUCCCUCAAAGAGCCCGGCCGAGAGAAGCCCUCCUCUACGUCGCCUGUGUCCCCGGCGCGGCAGGACCAAGAGUCCUACCUGGACAGUCUCAUUGCCGAUUGCACCGACAAGCGACCUGAUGUUGCGGCACCUGCUGCACGAGACAUGCCGAAGCGCCCGUCAUCCCGUGCUGACUCGCGUCCAAAAGGUAGCGAUGGUGAGCGUCGACCCCGCAACGCAGAGGAGGUGCCUCGGGAACGCCCAGAGGCUCCCAGUGGUCCCUCUCCGGAGCGCGAGCGCCGCUCGAGGCGAGGCGAUGAGGGGGACCGGGACCGCCGCGAGAAGAAGGAGAAGAAAGAGCGCAGUGCGUUCUGGGUGUCGCCACUUGUGCCAUUACUUGGUUCCGCGAGCUCUCCGACCCUUUGGCUUUGCAGGGCUAUGGCGAUGCUCUUGUCGAGAGCCCUGCGCUCGGGGCAUCUGACCUCCUACUCCGCGGUUGGAAACUUCUCGCACUUCUCCUUGCGUCAGCGUUACACACAGAUGCUGAAGGCACAGACCGAUCCCACGCUGGCGGACUUCUUCUUUGAGAGCUACCUCCGCGCAUUCUUCGCGGAUCCGCCCUCCUACAACUACUGGUUCAUCAGCAUUGCGGCAUUCGGCGCCUGCAUCGGCAUCCUGUCUCGCCAGAUCUUCUUCAACCCGGAUGUGAUGUUCCGCUUUCAGGAGAAGCGAAAGCCUCUGCCUGACCGCCACAGGCAGUGGACCUAUUCCCUGCCUUUCUUCAACCACCGCCUGCGCAACAUGUGCUGCAAGUACAAGGCCUGCAUGAUUGACAACGAGCCGGACUGGGCCGACAAUCACCCCCUCGGCUACCGCCCAAACCGGAAGCAGUGCCACAGGCGCCCGUGGUUGUGGAUCCUGACCAUCCCUCGCUACACCAUCGAGGACCCCUUGUACACCUCAGUGACGCAUGAGAACAUGAACCGAAUCUAUGAGGAGGUGGGCUACGUCAAGCCGGCCAAGACCGAGGAGGCCCGGGAGCCUCGCGAGUCCCGCGAGCCCCGGCCGCCGGAGGAAGCUCCGGAGGCGCCUGCACCAUCGCCGCCUGCAGAGAGGGCAGAGAGGAAGCCCCGGCGGCCUCACAAGGAGGUGUCGGAGGCGGAGGCCAGCCCGCCGCAGGCGCCGCCCGCGACGCGGCCAACGAAUGGCCGCAAAGUGGAGGCGCCCCAUGUGGAGGAGGAAAUUGAGGUUCACGCUCCAGCUCCACCUGCGCCAAAGCCUGCGGAGGAAGCAAUCGGCUGGUUUGGGUUUUGCAGCCGGAUUGCCUUUGCAUGCUUCAACAGGUGUUUCGAUUCUGUCAAGCUUGGCUCAAAAGGAACUCCAAAUUUCGAGCUUGUGGCCGACGUCUUGGACUGGCUUCUGCAUCGAUUCGAGCCUGGAUGCGCUAUACCGGACGACAUCAGCACCGAAGCGGACAGAGUCCUGUUCAUCAAGUCGGUGGUUGAGAAGGUGGUGCUGAAGACCGGCCUCAAGCUCAACCCCAAAAAGCUGUACGGCGCCGAUGGCUAUGCCGUCAAGGAGCUGCUCCGCCUGGCACAGGUGUUGUACGAGGCGCAGAGAUCUGUUUCGGAAGUGCCUGCAGAAGGUCGCGGCGAAGACUUCACCCUGAACUCGAAGUUAGCUGACCUGAAGAGCACCCGCUCCCUGUGCUCGCAGAUAGUGGAAAGUGGGGCGACUCUCUUUGAACUGCUGCAGAAGGAGCAGGAGGUUCGACAAGACCGAGAAAAAGCUUUGCAUUUCUUGGAAGGUAUGUCCCGCAAUCUAGGCAGCAACACUGAGAACGAGAUGGUCGAGCGCGCAGUGUCUCAGCUUCUUGGUAGCCAUGGACAGAACCUCGAGCAGCUGAAGCAGAUGUCGGACGAGCUCCAGCGAGAUGAGAAGAGUUUGGAGCAGAAAAUCAAAAAGAAAAAGCAGGAGUUGGAGCGCUGCCGAAAACGGCUAGGCUCCCUGGCUUCGGUACGGCCCGCCUUUAUGGACGAGUACGAGACGCUGGAACAAGAACUCGAGAGAUACUACGAACAGUAUGUCGGUCGCUUUCGAAAUCUCGACUAUUUGGAGCAUGAAAUCGAUAUGCUGAACAAGGAGGAACAGGAGCGAAUGGAAGAGAACGACCGCGCACUGAAGCGUAUGCAGAAGCGCCUUCGCGAUGAGGAGUGGAGAUUGCUCCGUGGAGAGGAGGACGACAAGGGGAAAGCACGAAAGCCGAAGAAGAUCCACGGCCAAAAGAGGUGGAUGCCUCCAUCAGCAGUGGAUGCUGUGGACGGCUCCAUGGAAGCUGGGGAUGACGAGGAGUCAUCUGAAGGCUCCAACAGCGACAGUGACCCGCCAAUAAGUGUGGGUGGUUCGGAGGACUCCGGCGGAUUGGGCCCAGGGCCGCGUGGUGGUGUCCUCGGACCUGAGCGCGAACGCCUUCUCGCGCAAAAGGCGCUGAAGAGACCUCCACAUCUCGUCGUACAGCGUUUCCUCGCGCACCAGGCACCACCUUUGUCUUCUCCUUUGCCCAGCAUGAUGUCCCACGAAGGCCCUGUCGAACAAGGUGCUGUAUCGCCUCCUGACGGCUCUGUGCUCAUCGGCGGUGGCAACAGCGUGUCCGAUGAUGACAUACUGAAUGAGUCUGAUGAGGAGGAGCUGUCAGAUGAGGACAUAGGAGGAUCUGGACGGCAUCCUCAGCCAGGCCAUUCAAUUCUGCAGCUCUCCUCCGGUAGCAAGUUACUGCUUUACGGCAGGGAGGUUUGCCUGCAUUGGUUGAGCCGAAGGCCAUCGAAUAUUUGCAAGCACCAGGAGCUAUGUAGUCAGUUUGCUCCGGGCUGCGUGGCCAUCCUGGGCCAUGAAGAGGUGGACGAUGAUAUUGAGUACGACGAAGAUUUCGAGGAAGCGGAUGACGAGGAGGAGUAUGUACCCCAGAUUAAAUCCUCGUCGCCGUCUCCCCCGAGCCAAUCGCCGGAUGGGACACCCAACAAGGUGACUUUCCGGCCGAUGUCAUCGCAGUCUCUUCGUGCACCGACGCCUCCGCUUGGGAAGGAGUCACCAGUCUCUGCAUCAGCCAUCAAGAAGGCGACACAGAGCGAAAAUGAGAGGAUGGCGAGGAAGUCCCCGAUGCCGACUUCCCCGGACAUGGGCAGGAAGCGGGGAGGGGGACUCAUGGCCGAGUACGAGUCGACCAUGCCCAAGUUCAACCUGGCUGGCAGCGCGUCACCUGCGCAGCGCGCGGCACUUGCAAGGCUUCGUGACCUUCGAGACUUGCAAAUUCCGAGCAAGCUGGGCAUCGAGGUUGGAAACCUUUUCCAGCAGAAGCCACAGCAGGACAUCCAGCUCUUUCUUGCCGGCAAGUCCCUGAAGUAUUGCAAGCUGAAGACGACCAGCUGCCAAACAGGCGAUGAUGAUGUGGAAGUGGGAGUCAACACGGAUGAGGUUUGGACGGACGACAAGGAGAUGCAGUUCCCAACCUUGACAAGCGGCCAAACAGCCAAGUCAACUGGGGCAGAGGCACAACUUCUUCCUUUCCUCAGGCGAGUGCUACCCCUUUUCGAAGCAUCCAUCGUGGAGGGCAACCGCCGUGCUGGUGUUGUUGCGCCACCGCCCGCGGAUGAGCAGUUGGGCCAGACUCUGGUGCGGUGCUCGCUCCCGGAAAGUUUCGUUUCCACGUUCAUAGGUGCUUGGCCCUCGGUCGUAGAUGUGUCCAUCGUGGAGAAGUGGUACGGGGCGGACCACGCAUUGGCACUUUAUGGCUGGGAAGAGGUCGUUCGGCCUCCACCCAGCGAGAUUCUCGGGUUAGCCAACUUCAUGAGGCCCAUCCGGAGCCUGGUGGGUCUUCAUCCGAUUGUGCUAGGCGGCUCUGGAGGUGCUUCUACCCGCCCUGCACGGUGUCUGUAUUCUUUCUGUCGCUUGAGCUCCCUGACGGUCGUGAACGGGAGGUCUCACCUGAUAGUGGCAGGCUCGGAGACAGGUUCUCUCCUGGUCUACGAUCUCCGGGCGAAAGCGAGAAGUCCGGCAGACUUGCAGGGGGAAAGUGAAGGCCCACCUCCGAAUCCUGAUGGUGACAUCGCUCACUUCGAGGGUCCAGUCUGGCUCCCGUCGGCAUUCUCGACGGACGUCUACGCAUUGGGGCCAACUCAGCGGGAGUCUGACUUUGGCGAGCAAAAUGGCAUCCUGUCCGAGCCUUUUGGCUUUGACGGAGAUUCCUCCGGAGUGCACGAGGCAGAGAUUUGCUGCGUGCGCAGCUCGGACAUGGCUGCCGGAGAUGCGCUCGUCUUUAUCCGUCUAGCCGCAACGGCUUCUCCACUUCUGAAGAGGGUGGAGGGCCAUCAUUGGACGACGUGCUGCCAUGGACGUGGGCACGAAAGUGUCACGAAUCCCAAGGAAAAGGGAGCGGCCAAAGAAGCAAAGGGAGCUGUCCUGGCACUUGCUUCACGACAGAAGAUUGGAGAUGUCAAUCGAGCGCUUCGUGCAUGUAAGCUGCGAUCGGCCUGGGAGGCCGCCUCCCUGCUUCUGACAACGUCUGGUCAGAAGAGUCUUCAGGCAGAUGUUGUCUCGUACACAACGUUGGUGGGUGCGAGUAUGAGCAAAACAUGGGAAUGGGCAAUCGGCAUCUUUGCAGAUGUGGCUCGCAAGGACCUGAUCUUGGACAAGGUGGCUGAACUCACACUUUUCACUGGCUUCGCCGCCUUGGGCAAGUGGGUAGCCGCGCUUUCCUCGUUUGCAGACUUGCAGGUUCAGCAGAUAGAAGUGGACCAGCAAAUGGCCAGCUCUGCAAUGACUUCCUGUGCCGGACGUGACACAUGGGCCUCAGCGAUUGCUUUGAGUUGCGAGCUUCAGAUGGUGUCCGUAGAGAUUGACACAGCUGUCGUCAAUGCCGCAAUGAGUGCAAUGAGCGGUGCCGGUGGCUGGGUGUUGGCGCUGGCGGCACUGGAGGAUGUUGCCGCGCGCCAAUCGAUUGAUGUGAUAUCGAUAAAUGCUGCUCUCAGUGCCUGCGAGCGAUCUGCGCAGUGGCAGCCUGCCAUGUCCCUCUUGGAAGGAUGCUUGCCGUCGGUACCAGACAUCAUAUCUUACGGUGCAGCCGUAAGUGCCUGCGAGAAGGUCGACACGAUCGCUUGCAAUGCGGCAAUCUCGGCAUGCAGCUGGCUGAAAGCACUCGGGCUCCUGAACACCAUGCAGUUCUGCGCUAUGCGAAGCACAAUUAUCACCUUCGGUUCAAUCAUAAGCUGUUUUGAGAACAUUGGAAGAUGGCAGCUGGCUCUUCAAAUGCUACGUAUUGGCAAGAUGCAGACCCUGCGCUUGCAAGAUAUCACCUGCAAUGCCGCCAUCGGGGCAUGCGAGAAGGGAGUCCGAAAGGCCAGCCAGCACGAGUCGAAAAAGGCCUUGGACAUCACCGGGACAGUCAGCUUUUGGCGGGUGCUAGAACUGGCUUCGGUUGGUGUGAAGCUUGCCUUGCAAGGCAGCCUCGCCCUUGCGCGAGGCCCGCACUCUCACGUGCUUGCCGACUUCCUCGGUGCCUCUUAUCUUUGCAUCCAUCCACAGCAACAGGGAGAGUUCGUAGCGCUGUCCACAGCUGGAAUCCGGCAAGCCAACAGGCAACGCUCUCUGACCUCGAACGUGGCGGAUGGCCCCAGGAACUUGGAGCUGCUGAGACACGCCGAGGAGGAAGAAGGUCUCCUCCUUCCGAGUGACUCCUUUGCAUCCCAGCCUUGUAGUGGUGCCUUCAAUCCCUUUUUCCCUGGGCUGCUGUUAGUGGCAUUCGCCGAAGGCGAUCUUGCCCUCUUUGACUGCUCCCUAUGUGUGCCCGUGACGCACUGGGCAAGUGCCGUUGGCAAGGCCACCGGCGCAACAAUCUCAGUUGCGUGGUCUACCCGGAGGCCAUGUGUCUUCUUCGUGAAGUGUGGUGACAUGCUGGAUGUGUGGGACCUUGCGGAGAGGGUUGGCGCGUCGCCUUUCCAGCAGCGCCUCUACCUUCGUGGCGAGGAGGUUCUUGAUGUCGCACGAACCUCCUCGAACCCACCGCCAGAGGAGGAGCUACAGGUGGUUGUUUUGCCACUGAGAUACGAUGCCGCUGCGGACCUUCGUCUGCAGUCCGCUGCAGGUGACCUUGCAAAGAUCAAGCAGUUACUGCGCGAGCCCCAAGCUCCGGAUCCUUUGGCGCCGUGUGAAUUCACGCCGCUACAGCUCGCCUCGCGCUAUGGCCACUUGGAGGUGGUUCGAGCACUUCUGGCCGCGGGCGCCGACAAAGAUCGACAAGGACUGGCCGAAAGCACACCCUUGUUGGAGGCGGUCGACCACCAGCACCUGCACGUGGCUCGUCACUUGGUUCGCCUUCGUGCGGACAUCGGCAAGGCCGGCCUCGGCGGAACGACGCCCUUGCUUGUUGCCGUCGAGCGAGGCGAUCUGAAGGCAGCAAAGCUCUUGGUCGAGAGCGGGGCUGACAAAGAGCAGCCAGAUGCAAGUGGCUUGGCACCACUGCAUGCUGCCUGUGGACACCUGGAUAUGGUCAAGUUCUUGCUUGGCAUGAGGGCGAAUCAGAACGUGCAGGACACGAAUGGAAAGACGCCCCUGCGCAUCGCUGCUGGAAUUGGCCAUGCAGACGUGGUGGAGUGCCUUGUGCUGUCCGGUGCUGACAAGGACAUGCCUGACGCUCUGCUAGUUUCGCCGCUGUGGGCGGCAGCCCGCAACGGCAGAAGCGAUGUAGUCCAACACCUGCUUGAUGCCGGUGCACAAGUCAACCAGGCAGAUAUCGAUGGUGAGACGCCGUUGAGGGCCGCAGCUGAGCACGGUCACCUUGAGGUAGUUCUGCGUCUGCUAAGAGGACAUGCGGAUGUAAACAAACAGGACAUUGAUGGGAGAACACCGUUGCUGGCUGCAGCUCAUGCCGGAAAGUUGGAGGUGGUCGAGAUUCUUCUCCAAUGGCAUGCCAUCGUCGAUUGUAUUGAUUCAGAAGGUCAGACGCCCUUGCUGGCGGCUUCCGAGCAUGGCUUCGUGGAUGCUUGUCGCAGUCUGCUGGACAGGCAUGCUGAUGUAAAUCAUUGUCGGGCUGAUGGCACGACGUCUGCCAAGCUGGCUGCACAGCGGGGCGAAUUGGAGGUCCUGCGGCUCCUUCAUUUCGCAGGUGCUCUGGUGGACCACUCGGACCACGAGGGCGUCACAGCGCUGUGGGCUGCUGCCAGCAGUGGCAAGCUCGAAGUCGUGCAGUACUUGCUGGAACAGCGUGCUGAUGUAGCCAAAGUGUGCAGAGGCGGGCAGAGCUGCCUGCAAGCCGCCUCCCAGCGCUGCCAUUCGGAGGUGGUUUCGCUCCUGACACCCUUGGACCACCAGAGCAAGCGCCGCAAAGUUGGCGAGUAG
Symbiodinium sp. CCMP2456 is the source of this 7572-nucleotide messenger RNA. Lineage: Eukaryota; Dinophyceae; Suessiales; Symbiodiniaceae. The record is from the annotation of a GenBank genome assembly.